GCAGUCGAUAUAACAUCCAGUAGACGAAGCACGAAAAGUGCUCUUUCUGCUCCCAAAAAGUGCUUUUUCGUCUGUGAAUAUCAAAGAAAAAAAACUUCUCUUUGAGAUAGGAAUUUAAUUAAAGUUCAGUGUGUGAAGUUUUCGUCCAACAAUUAUUUGUUUGUGCUCUGUUUUUUUUUAAGACAAAUUUCCCAUUUUCUUCUGAUGCGCUUCUUCUUUGGAGCAUAAAAGUGAAAAUGCUGAAGUAUAUUCUACUUAUUUGGAGUUUAGCAGAAAUAUUUUCUAUUUCUUCUGCUCAACGGCCAUUCUUUGCGGGUUCCGGGUCUAUGUCAUCUGCUAGGAGUGAUAGUAUCUCCAAGGGCGUGAAUGUUGGCAGUUUGUUGGAUAUAACCAACACUGCAGCUCGAUCGCAAUCACAGACCCAGGCUGGAAUGUCUCAAAGUCAAGCUAAUAGCAACUCCUUUGCUAAUGAUGUCAAUGUCGCUGGUCUUGGGAUUUCAAAUACAGUUUCCACCAGUCAGACUACUUCCAGUGACGGUAAUCACAACAACGCCUUCAUGCAAGGACUAAAUGUUGGUGGACUAGGCUUAACAACCUCACUCUCAAACGAGCAAAAUCGUAAUCCAGGAUUACAACUAAGUAACAAUGAAGGAGGAGGUUUGGAUCUACAAGUUGGUGGUUUUAAUUUGGGUCUAGGACCAAGCACCCAACAAAGCCAACAAGCCGGAACACAAGCAAAUGCAGGUGCUUUUGCCACAGGGCCUGGUUCCGAAACUAGUGCUCAAAGCCAAUCGCAGAGUCAAAGCUCAAACCUUGGGCUUCUGGGUUUAACAUCAUCUCAGUCUAAUGCUCAAUCCCAAGCAUCUUCUCUUGGUGGUCAAACCGGAGCCUUUGCUGGAUCUGCAGGGACUUCAUCCCAAACUCAGAAUAAGGGAUCAGGAGACAUCAACAGAAACUCAGGUGCUGGUCUUCUAGGAGGUCUCUUUAGCAGUGGAGGACUUUUAGGUGGAAAUAGACGUGUUGAAGGACCUGUGAAAUUCGGUGAGAAUCAAAAUGAUAGACCAAUAGGAGGUCCAUUCAAUCGUCACACAAAUGUUGACUUUACUCCAAAUCGUCGCUAUGGAAAUCGCCAUCAUUCUUAUCCUCACAGUCAUGAGCACUAUGGCCAUGAUUUUCACAGUCAUGAACAUCCUGGACAUCAUAGCCAUUUCCAUCAUCCACAUCGUUAUAAUCCUUAUGACAGUUCAGAAGAAUCCUUUGAAUCCUUCGAAUCCAAUGAAUCCUUCGAAUCCCAUGAGCACUAUCCCCAUCACCAUCACCACCAUCACCAUGGUCAUCAUACACCUGGAGAAUUCAUGAGACCAUCUGUACCUUUCCAACCAGGACAACCAUCAGGUAUACCUGGAGGCCGACCACCUACAAACCAACGACCAAAUUUUGGACCUCAGUUCCCUGGACCCGGUCAACAGACUCCUGGAGGAUUUCCGCCAACAAAUCAGCAACCUAAUCUUGGACCUGUAUUCCCUGGUCUAGGACCCCAGAAUACCGGUGGACUUCCUCCAAGCCAACAAAGCCCUGGAGUAUUUCCUUUAAAUAAUCAGCCACAAGGUGUUACACCACUAAGCCCAAUGCCUGGAUUAUUUGGACCAGGAGGAAGUUCGUCUAGCAACCAAGGAUCAAACAUUGGAUCCCUGUUUCCUAAUCUAGGAGGAAGCCAAGUAACGAAUUCUCCAUCGACUUCUGGUUCAGCCCCAGCAUUUCCAAGCUUAACUGGUGAAACCGUCCUCAAACCCGUGCCCCCAAGCCAAACCGGUCAAGCUACAACAUCAAUUCCACCUUCUUUGAUACCUGAAGGACGAAAAGAACGUGAUGACUACAACGGAGCCGGUGAGGAAUCUGGUUUCGACGUCAGAGGUGACUUUGAGUUCGAUUGUGAAGAACGAAAGAAGAGAGAUGUCCAGGCUAGUGGAGAGAUUGAGGGUAGAUUUGGUCUUGGUGGACUAAUAUCUGGAUUCGGAGGAGCUCUGGGUUUGUUCGGAAGCCCUAAGUCCGAUCGCCCAAGGGGACAUCACAGACAUCACAAAACUGGACAUGGUGAUGGAGGUUACUAUCAAAAUGACUUUGUACCUGGAAGCGUGGCAUCAUCUCAGGCUAGUAGUUCAGCACAGAGUGGCCAUGGGAAUUCUGGCUCAGCCUUUUCCCAGGCCAGCAGCAAAGCUCAAAGUGAUCAAUUUGGAGGUCAUCCACGUAACUCUGGUUCCAGUGGCGGAAGUCUAGGUCAGCCUCAGUUUACUAAUCAACCAACUGGUACUGGGUUUGGUUUAGCGGAAUCUAGUGGCGGAAGUGCUCAGUUUGGCGGUCAACCACAGCAGCCUGGAUCCGGUAAUGCAUUGGGUUUCUCGGAAUCAAACGGUGGUAGUGCACAUGGACAGCCUAACCCCGGUGUUCCGAGCAAGCAACCUACUGGAAGUAGUCCUGGAGGGGAAUUAUUUAUUGAUGAACAGGGUAACUUCCAAGUAGGACCACAGAGACCCUCAAUUAGCCAAUCUGGUGCACAUGGACAGGCUAUUGGACAACCAGGUCCUUUCCAGCAACAGAGCGGUGCUAACACCAUGAAUUCCAAUUUAGUGAAUCAGUUGGGGUCAUUCCAGAAGAAUUCAGGUUCAAGUCAAUCAUCAAAUCUUGCAAAUGAUGGAUCGUCUGGACAGUUGAGUUCUGCACAUACCGACCAACAGAGCUACCAAACGGAUCAUGGCUUCGGCCAGCAGAAUAGUGGACAGAGUCAGUCGGCGAACUUUGACAAUCAAGGUAAUUUGGCUCUGAGUCAAAGUAAUUCAGGAUCAUCGCAAGUGAUCGAGGGUGAUCGUGUCCGGAAUCAGGCCAUGGGUGGGUCUUCGGCAACCCUUACGAGCCAGGCUGGAGGAACUUCCUCAAGUGCCGCACAAGUUGACUCUGUAUCCUAUCAAGAGGGUGAUAGGAAAGGUUCCAAGAGUACAGGUCAUAGUCAGUCUCAGCACAUUGGACCAGGGGGAAGUCUAUCAGGAUCGAAUAGUGGUUCAACUAGUGAGAGUUUUGAGGGUCCGGAUGGUAGUAGGGGAUCAAAAUCUUCGAGUCAAUCAUCGAGUUUCAAUAAUGGAGGAAAUGGUGGUAGUUCUUCCUCGGCUGGAUCGAGUUCUGGUACUUUUGGAACCAAUUCAUUUGCUGGCUCUCAAGCGGGAUCAUUCGGUGGAGGAGGUUUUGGUGGAGCUCUGAGUGAGGCUCAGAGUCAAUCUAAUCAAUUCAGUGGCAGUGCCAAUGCAAGGGUAGCUGCUCAAAGCAUUAAUAAAGCCCCAAGUCAAUCCAAUAAAUUUGCUGGGAAUAUCAAUGUCAAGAGUGCUCCUCACACUGAUGAGGAUGGCUACGAUGGACGGCUGGUUUUCCAAUAAACCAUUGGCUUUGGUCAGUAAUCUCUUUUGUCAUGGUUGCCAAAAUUGCCAUAUUCUCAUCGAAAUACUCUGAAAUGUUCAAUUAAAUAAUCUGCAUAAAUGCUGCUUCAAUGCAUCUUAUAACGGAGAAAUUCUUUGGUGUAAUACUUCUUUUCUCUCUCAUAAUGAACUAUAAAUUAUAUCUCUGUAAUGCCUUUAUUUCUAAUAAAAAGAAAUGAAAGAAUAAAUGCCUAUGUGAAAAAAAAA
Molecule: messenger RNA, 3671 nt
Organism: Phlebotomus papatasi
Lineage: Eukaryota; Metazoa; Arthropoda; Insecta; Diptera; Psychodidae
Product: spidroin-2-like
Exons: 2
Coding region: 237-3425 (1062 amino acids)
Source: RefSeq, a predicted model, not a curated record